UUCCCUCCACAAGAUCAAACAAAACACACGAGUCUUCAUCUUCUCAACGACAAGAUCAAAUAAUGGCUUCUUCCCUUCUCAGUUGUGCAGCCACUGUUGUGCUAUUAAGCAUAUUGCUUGGAUGUGCAGACAAGGUGAGUGGGCUACGUCACGUUCCCAAAUCCCCUAAGACCGCUGAUGUCAAACACCCUGACUUUCUUGUCACCAUUGAGCCCAAACCAACUAUUCUCAUCCCCGGCGUUGGAAGGUUCUUGCUUCCUCCGAAAUGUAAGAAGCCGUUUUACCCUUACAAUCCUGUCACCGGAGCUCCCCUUACCGGUGGGGGAAUCCCAUCAUAUAAUGGUGGACAAGGAACCGGACCGCGCACCCAACUCCCUGGUGGCGAUGAUACGCUGGUCCCAAACCCUGGGUAUGAAGCUCCAACCCCAACCACUGGAGCUGGUGCAGGAAGCAACGGCCAAGUUCCACCAGUGCCACUACCCUGAGUACUAUUAUUUUGUCAACAAAUAAGCAUAUCUUAGAUGCAAACGGGUCUACUUUGCUGUCCUUAGUCUUGGUUAGAUAAGUAACCCUCUGUUUUAUUUGCCAUCUCUUUUUCUCUGUACUCUCUCUAUAUCUGCUACCAAAAGAGAGAAUAUUGUCCCAUUUUCUUCAGUUUAUAUCGUCAGAUGAAUUCAUUUUUACAUACCAUUAUAUUUAAUAAACUUUAUGUU
Capsella rubella is the source of this 713-nucleotide messenger RNA. Its product is annotated as putative cell wall protein. The record is from RefSeq and is a predicted model, not a curated record. The transcript has a single exon. Lineage: Eukaryota; Viridiplantae; Streptophyta; Magnoliopsida; Brassicales; Brassicaceae. The coding region runs from base 63 to 485 and encodes 140 amino acids.